This is a messenger RNA of Cavia porcellus (domestic guinea pig), 3922 nucleotides long. It is a transcript of the gene Syt4, whose product is annotated as synaptotagmin 4. NCBI's taxonomy places the organism in Eukaryota, Metazoa, Chordata, Mammalia, Rodentia, Caviidae. The coding region runs from base 262 to 1539 and encodes 425 amino acids. The transcript is spliced from 4 exons. The record is from RefSeq and is a predicted model, not a curated record. Gene Ontology annotation, biological process: regulation of calcium ion-dependent exocytosis; calcium ion-regulated exocytosis of neurotransmitter; cellular response to calcium ion. Gene Ontology annotation, cellular component: exocytic vesicle; plasma membrane; axon. Gene Ontology annotation, molecular function: clathrin binding; phosphatidylserine binding; calcium-dependent phospholipid binding.
GCGUCAAUUCGGGUUUCAGCCACGUCUGGAGUCUCAGAGGCGAGCUUUUCAGAAGAGCCAAAACAGGAACAGCGGUGGCAAAUCACGGUGCGAGGGCGAGUGGACCUCCCUCUCUGCCUCCUCCCCGCUGCAGGCGCAGGUCCCCUGGGGUCUGCGCUGUUGUCUUCAGCACUCGGGAAAGCCGGCGCUUCUGAUCCAGGCAAGUGAACCAAGGCAGGGAGUUUUCCGUUCAGCACCUCGGACAGAGCACGCAGCAAAAAAAUGGCUCCGAUCGCUACCAGCCGGGAAGAAUUUGAUGAAAUCCCUGCAGUGGUGGGGAUCUUCAGUGCAUUUGGCCUCGUCUUCACAGUCUCUCUCUUUGCAUGGAUUUGCUGUCAGAGAAAAUCAUCGAAAUCGAACAAGACUCCACCAUACAAGUUCGUGCAUGUGCUAAAAGGAGUUGAUAUUUAUCCUGAAAACCUAAAUAGCAAAAAGAAGUUUGGAGGAGAUGACAAACAUGAAGUAAAGAAUAAGCCAGCUGUGCCAAAAAAUUCAUUGCAUCUUGAUCUAGAGAAGAGAGAUCUCAAUGGCAACUUUCCCAAAACAAACCUCAAAGCUGGCACCAUUUCUGAGCCUGAGAAUGGGACCUCAAAGCUCUUUCCAGAAGGAGAAAAAGAAACAGUUUCUCCUGAUAGCUUAAAGUCUAGCACUUCCCUUACUUUAGAAGACAAACAAGAGAAGUUGGGUACUCUUUAUUUCUCCUUAGAGUACAACUUCGAGAAGAAAGCAUUCAUGGUGAACAUCAAGGAGGCCCGUGGGCUGCCAGCCAUGGACGAGCAGUCCAUGACCUCUGACCCGUACAUCAAAAUGACAAUCCUCCCCGAGAAGAAGCAUAAAGUGAAAACCAGAGUGCUGAGAAAGACCUUGGACCCAGCAUUUGAUGAAACCUUCACGUUCUAUGGAAUCCCCUACACCCAGAUUCAGGAGUUGACCUUGCAUUUCACCAUCUUGAGCUUUGACAGAUUUUCAAGAGAUGAUACCAUUGGAGAAGUCCUGAUUCCACUUUCAGGAAUCGAAUUGUCUGAUGGAAAAAUGUUAAUGAACAGAGAGAUCAUCAAAAGAAAUGUUAGGAAGUCUUCAGGACGAGGUGAGUUGUUGAUCUCUCUCUGCUAUCAGUCCACUACAAAUACUCUCACUGUGGUUGUCCUGAAGGCUCGGCAUCUACCUAAAUCUGAUGUGUCUGCACUUUCAGAUCCCUAUGUCAAAGUGAACCUGUAUCAUGCUAAAAAGAGAAUCUCCAAAAAGAAGACUCACGUGAAGAAGUGCACCCCAAAUGCAGUAUUCAAUGAACUAUUUGUCUUUGAUAUUCCUUGUGAGGGUCUUGAAGAUAUAAGUGUGGAAUUUCUGGUUUUGGAUUCUGAAAGGGGGUCCCAAAAUGAGACCAUUGGGCGGUUGGUCUUGGGUGCAUCAGCAGAAGGAACCGGUGGGGAACACUGGAAGGAGAUUUGCGACUUUCCUAGGAGACAGAUUGCCAAGUGGCAUAUGCUCUGUGAUGGUUAGAGACUUAGCUAUGGGUUAGAAUGGAGGGGUUUUUACCAGGCAAGGAGGAUUUUUAUUUCACAAAUGUGAUUGUAAGCUUGUAACAUAGCAAGCUAUUUUUUUGUUGUUGUUUAGAAAUGGAUUGACUUUGUAGACCAGAAAGUAACUAUAAAUGUGCACCAUGAUAAUUUUCCCUUGUAUUAGAGAAGUUGGACAAUUUUCAUAAGAUAUUCAAUUUCCACUACAGAUUAUCAGUGAUAUAAAUAGGGACAGAUUAAGCAUUUAUGACCAUUUUUCAAAGUCCCAGUAAUAUUUCAGAAAUGAAUAUGUCACUGGAAGUCUGAGGGAUUAAGAUUUAAAGAUCAAAAUCAUGCCUUCUCUUAUGAAAAUUAAUCCAUUUUUCUUCAGGUUGGGGCAAUAGUUUUCUUUAAAUCCAAAGAUAAAAAGAAAUGUUCUCAAUUUUUUUUUAUUAUGAUGUCAUGUGCAAAUGGUUGUCUGCAUAUAAAAAUAUUGGAUCAGCUUUCUUUGGUCUGUAAUUAUUUGAUACAAUUUUAUCAUGAGAGAAAAAACAGUCAUUUCAAAAGGACAGUGAAUAGAAUGAGAAAUACUUUUCUCAAAGGGCUGAGCUGAGAACACUGUGGUUGAAAUUUGAUUUUCUCCCCACGAAGGUUACAUGUGAGUCAAAAUGUAAAAUAUAACCUCACAUAAACCCCAUGGCCUUGUAUUUUUUCACUGCCUAAUACAAGUCUCAGUGUGGCCUAAGAAACCUUUGUUUACCUUUGUGAAGUUGUCGAAUUAGCUAGUUGAUAGAAAUACAUUUCAGCUAGAAAUUCAGUUAGGAACACAGUUUUCUUGUAGGAAGUAUGUACAUUGUCCAAGUAUUUCAAGGCCAUCCUUUGUAUGUUGAGUGGGCAUGGCCAUGUGAGUCUUUGUUACGCUCAAGAAACGAGUACACUGUCUAAAAAAGAAAAAAAAAAAGUGAAGAAAGAAAUCCCUUAACAUGUUAUACAUUGCCAAAUUGAAACCUACAAACAAAGACUAAGCAUUAAAUAGUAAAGCUAACAUAAUUUACAUAUGUUCACAACAUAUAUUGGUACUUAGGGCUGUGAAAUUAGCACAAGAAAGUGUGUUUUUCACUAUUUUUUUAGGCUAACUUGUCUUGAGCUACUGUGUAUAAGACAGUUAAGACUUGUAUGUUGUACUGUUUUCCAGUGCCAAGGUUCAUUCAAAGCCUAUUAGAGGAAAGCGGUACCCUGUGAUUAUUUGGAAAGUGUUAACUUAAGGAUGAUAUCACUAUAUUGGAGUUUUUAGAGGAAUAUAAGUAAAACUCGGGUACAGCCGAAUUAUUAAAUAUGCAAGAAUAAAGUCUACUGAAAAAUUUACAUUUCAAGUCAGGUUUUGUGUCAGUACUUUAACGGUUUUUGAGAAUGUGUUUGAUAUCACAGUGUUUGUAAAUUCUAUGAAAAUGCAUUUUCCUAAAACCUUAUACAUGCUUUUUAUGACUAUGCCUAGUGUAACAAAAUGUAUUUCAUUCUAUGUGUACAAAGAUUGAAAAUGAACUUCUUUUUGUGCUUUAUGAUGACUUUGGGAUUAAAAACUGAAUAUUCCCCAGUCAUGGUCUUCAUUCCACUACAAAGUCAUCUCACAUCAUCUUGGUUCGCUCAACAUUUCUGUGAAAGCCUCACAAAUGAACUGCACCCAGUGUGGACUUUGGGAAAGUCAAAUGGCCUUUUUGUGCAUUUAUGCUUGGUACCAUGGGCCAUAGAAAUAAUAUAUUUUGGAACUCUGUGAAGUUACAAGGAGUUGAUUGUAAGCAUCCUACGUAACCGUCAGCAGCUAACGCUGAUACCAGAUGUGCUGUGUUUAUUGGAAAGAGAUGAUUUUGUUUUGUAAAGUGGAACAGCAAAUCCAACCCAUAGUUUUAAAAUUAGAAUGGGUAAUUUGUAAAUAGUUUUUUAGUUUUAAUAUUUCAAGUGUUUUGAUCGUGAAAAGUGAAGUAAAACUAUUUGAAACCAGUUUUAAGAAAAGAGAGGAGAAAAGCAAGAAAGAAAUUAAAACAGGCAGGGAGAUACAUAAUCUCAUCAUUUCUGAAAAUUGUACUGUUUUAUAAUCUAAAACAAUAUCAGUGUGAAUAUCUUGAAUUCUGUUACAAAUCCUGCACUGUAUGGAACGUGUAAAUUAACUGUUUGUUUGAUUAGUCAAUCUGACCACCCUAAUUGGGAGGUAUCUAUGUUUGGAGAACUGUGUAACUCAGUAACCGACUUGUUCUGAUGUUAUAGCUCAAUAGAAGUGACCUGGAAGGAAGCAUGGUGUACAAGAUGGUGUCUGUUCCUUUGUGCCAGCUCUGUAUGAUGUUUGUAAAACCACGUUUGUAAGACAUGAAUAAAACGCUACUUUUACCCAA